Hepatospora eriocheir is the source of this 2292-nucleotide messenger RNA. Lineage: Eukaryota; Fungi; Microsporidia; Hepatosporidae. The record is from the annotation of a GenBank genome assembly.
AUGUUAAGUGCAUUAUUUGUUGAAGACAAUGAAGUAGCAGUUGAUGAAUCUUUAAUUAAUAAAGAUCCUGAAUUGGCCUGUAAGUCUCUAAUAUCACAACAAUCUAAGGGUAACUUCAAUCAAGAUCUCUUAUUCCCUAUUUCUAACGCUAUCAUGACAUCUAAGAAUAAUAAGGUUAAGAGGUUGUUUUACUAUUAUAUGGAGACUAUUGUUAAUGAAGAAGCUUUUAUUAUGUGUAUUAGUCAAGUUAAUAAAGAUCUUGAAAGUCCUAAUGAAUAUGUAAGAGGACUGGCUUUAAAGUUAGUUAGUAAAUUUAAUCUUGAUCACAUCAAUCUUAACAUCAUUAAAGAAAAUCUUAAUCACAAUUGUUAUUAUGUAAGAAUGAAUGCUGUUAGUUGUUUAAUUACAUUAGCAUUAAGGUUUUCAUUUGAUAUUAAGAAUGAUUUAAUUAGGUUAUUAACUAGUGAAAGAAAUAGUAAAGUUAUUAAUGUUAUCUUUGCUGGAAUGAGCCAAUUAAAUAUUUCAAUAGAUCAGUACUUAAAUGAAAAUUAUUCAAAUGAAGUUUUAAUUAUGUUAGUUAAGUUGACUGAGAAUAGUCAGUUUAUUAGUAAAUUGAUUAGUUCUGAUAACAAUGAAUUAACUUUUAUUUCUAAUUGUAAGUUAAUUAAGAUUGGUUUUAUUGAUAAGGCAAAUUAUCAGAGAAUUUUAGGAAUUUUAAAAUUUAACACUAAAUUUAGAAAAGACUUCUUGCCUUACAUUGAAUACUUAAAUGAAGAACUGUUAAUUAACAUUCUUGAGUUGGUUGAUCCAUUUGAGUAUCAGUUUAGUACUAAAAUUAUUGACAAGUGUAUUAAUGAAGUUUCUAUGAAGAAUCAUUCUUUAAUCAAUGAUGUUCUAUUUAGAAAGUAUAAAGAUACUAGUUUUACUGAAGGUGAUCGUUGUGUAUUCAAGAUUAUGUUAUUAGAAAAGAUGUGUAUAUUAACUAAAAUAUGUUACAUCUAUAAUGAUGAGUUAUUAGAUGAAGCUUUAACUGCUCUUAAACAAAGUGAUCAACCUGAAAUAUUAUUUGCUUAUCUAAAGUAUGUAGGUGAAAUUCAACAAGUCAGUAAUGAUGAUAAAAUUACCAACAGUUUAAUUGAUUUAAUUUUAAUUGUCAAAUAUGGAAAGAUUCUUAGAACUUGUCUUGAUGUUAUUUCAUAUAAUGUGAAUGUUGAUAAUUAUACUAAGAUUGUUGAUUUGUUUAUUGAUUUAUUAAAUGAUAAAUCAUUAGCUAAUUCUUUUGCUGAUAAAUUCGAAACAUUUAUACUUUCAUAUAUUUGCUUAUCUGUUUGUUCUAUGUAUAAGAAAGAAUUUGAUUGUAAGGCUAAAGUGAUUGCUAUGGUUCUCAAAAGUAUACAAUUUGGUAAAGAAUCUAGAAUUAUGGAUGCAUCAUCUCAUUCAACCUUAUUAACUGUAUUAAGAAGUUUUAUUAAUGAUAGUUGUGAUUAUAAACCAACAGAUUUACUAAUUGAGAAAGUUAGUGAAAAAUCAGUAUUUGAUGUAAUUAACUUUAAAAUUUUAAAUAGAAAUUCUAUUAGUCAUGUUAAAAAUAUUAGUGAAUCUACUGAUGCAGUUAAUACAUCUACGGUGCAACUUACUAGUAUAAGUGAUCCUUUAUAUGUUGAAUGUAAUGUUAGUUUUAGUAAAUAUGAUUGUUUAUUAGAUUACUUGAUAAUAAAUCAAACAAGUCAUACUUUACAAUCAUUAGAAUUUGAUUAUGUUUACUCACCACAACUAUCACUUAUUAAUGGUAAUUUUCCUUUAUCGAUAGCACCUGAAUCUGCUAUUACAGUUAAAAAUCAAUUUUCAGUUCUUGAAAGUAGUUCAUCAUUUAUAUCAGGUACAAUUUCUUUUACUUACAGAGAUAAUAACAUUCUUAAGCAAUUCUAUCAACACUUGUCUGAAAUCAAAUUAGACAUUAAAAACUUUUUAAUUCCAACAACAACUGAUUUCAUUGAGAAGUGGAAAGCACUAGCAUGGGAGAAUGUUUAUAGCGCUGAACUUGAAUUAAAUGAUCUUGACAUAACAUUACAAAAGCUUAUUAAAUCAGUAAAUGGAAACUUAUGUGAUAAACAAUCAAUAUACAAUUUUUUAGUAGCAAAUGUUGCUUGUCAAACAAUUCAAAAAGGACUUAUAUUAAUUAAUAUUUGUAUGAAUGAGAAGAGUGGAAUAGAAAUAAGAGUAAGAUCAUCAAAAGAAUCAGUAGUUAAACUAAUAAGUGGUUUAUUAAGAAAUACCAUUAAGAGCUUAUAA